CAAACGUUAAGUAAUAUGGCGUUGAACGCCUGUAAGUGGUCGGGUUUACCGUCGUUACCUUAACUUUCGAGUUGUCGACAUCGCUUCUCUCACACCUUCGACCCUCAGUAGAGUCUCAGGGAGUAGAUUUUCGAUAUAAAAUUCUUCGGCGGAGUUUUAGAACAGAUGUCAGCUAUUCCAGUAAGAAAGCUCAGUGAAGAACUGAACUCAUUGUAGUCUUAUUCUCCUGAUACUUCUACAGCUGUCUCACUAGUUAUAAAUACAUCAGGAUGUCACUGAAGCCAAGGAAGGUUGACUUUAAUGCUACCUGGCAAAUCCUGUUAGAGACAGUACGUGGAGUGAUAACCUGUGGACAAGUUGCCAGGUCAAUAUGGAAUGAUCGGUUUUCUGAUGUCUAUGCUCUCUGUGUUGCUGUGCCUGAGUCUUACUCUGACCGUUUGUAUGAAGAAAUAAAAAAUUUUGCAGAAAAUCAUGUUGAAUGUCUUUAUAAGACUGUUCGAAAUGAUAGCAACAUAUUAUCAGCAUACCACAAACAUUGGCAAGAAUACAGUCAAGGAUCCAUAUAUUUGAACCAACUUUUUGGUUAUUUAAAUACAACUUACAUAAAGAAGCAAAAACUGUCUGAUGCUGAUCUGGCAUAUGGUUCUUUUAACUAUGAAGCCAGUGAUCAGAAACUUGAAAUUGGUGAGUUGUGUUUGGAUAUAUGGAAACGACACAUGAUUGAGCCAUUAAAAUUACAGUUAAUAUUGCUGAUAUUACAAGAAAUUCAAAAAGAUCGAAAUGGCGGGUAUGUUAACCAGGCUGUGCUACACGGGGUCAUCAAUUCUUUUGUUAAUGUUGAAGAGUACAAAAAGAAAGAACAGGUUCAGUUCUAUCGGAAGCUGUUUGAAACCCGUUUUCUUCAAGAAACUGGAGAAUAUUAUAAACAGGAAGCUGCUAAGUUAAAGGUUGAAUUCAAUUGUUCUGAAUAUAUGGAGAAGGUAAUUCAAAAGUUGGGGCAAGAGAAUCUUCGCAGUCGGAAAUUUCUACAUCCUUCAUCUUAUGAGAAAGUUACACACGAGACUCAAGAAAGAAUGGUCGCUGAUCACAUUUAUUUCUUACAUGCAGCAUGUGAAGACAUGGUUCAAUCAGAACGACGAAAAGACUUGUCAAACAUGUAUGUAUUACUGAAACCUAUCCACAAUGGCUUGAAUUAUUUGAUUGAUCAAGUGGAAAGCUAUAUCAGAGAGACAGGAUUAAAUGCUGUGCAGGAUCUUAAAGGAGAUAAUGUUCCAUGCAUGUUUGUAGAAUCUAUGCUGGAAGUUCACAAAAAAUAUACAGAAUUGAUACAAAGUGUUUUCAAUAAUGAUCAGAAAUUUAUCCAAGCACUGGAUAAGGCAUGUGCUGCUGCAAUAAACAAUAAAUUUAAAGGUGAAUGUAAGUCUCCAGAAUUGCUUGCCAAAUACAAUGACAACCUUUUGAAGAAAAGCUCGAAAGGAAUUUCUGAAAGUGAAUUAGAUGAGAAACUUGACAACUGUAUAACUGUUUUCAAAUAUUUAGAAGACAAAGAUAUAUAUCAAAGGUUUUAUUCCCGGAUGUUAGCCAAACGACUCAUUUACAAUGCAUCCACCUCUAUGGAUGCUGAAGAAUCUAUGAUUAAUAAAUUAAAGCAAGCCUGUGGUUAUGAGUUCACUAACAAACUACAUCAGAUGUUUACUGACAUGACAAUUAGUAAAGAUUUAGACAAAAAAUUUGAAGAUUACUAUAAGAAUAAAGAUAUUGAUAUUGGAAUUGGAUUUUCAAUAUUGGUUCUUCAGGCUGGUGCAUGGCCCAUUCGGCAAAGUGGCUUCCCAACGUUUGCUAUUCCUCAAGAAUUAGAAAAAAGUGUUAGAAUGUUUGAAAUGUUUUACAAUAAAAACUUCAGUGGUCGGAAGUUAACAUGGAUGCAUUACUCUUGCCUAGCUGAUGUUCGAUUUAAUUACCUGAAGAAAACCUACACUGUAACGAUGGGGACCUACCACAUGGCAAUAUUAUUACUUUUUAACAAUGCUGAAUCCUUGACAUUUCGAGAGCUGAUGGACUCUAGUCAGUUACCAGAAAAGGAACUAAGUAAACAACUUCAGGUGCUAGUAGAAAGCAAAAUUAUCCUUACAGAGAAUGAAAUAAAUGAGAACAGUACACUUCAUCUCAACAAAAAUUAUUCCAACAAAAGAUUGAGGUUUAGAAUUUCUAUGAUGCAAAAGUUAACACCUCAGGAAGUUGCUCAUACUCACACAUCAGUCGACAAUGACAGGAAGAUGUAUUUACAAGCGGCAAUUGUACGUAUAAUGAAAGCAAGGAAAGUCAGCAGGCAUAACCUACUAAUUGAUGAGGUAAUCAAGCAGUCCAAAUCUCGAUUCACACCUAGUGUUAGUCUCAUCAAGAAAUGUGUAGAAACAUUAAUUGAUAGACAGUAUCUGGAACGAUCUCCAAACCAAGCAGAUGAAUAUGUCUACGUUGCAUGAUAACAAUGUUACCAUAGAACACAACUCCUGUUAGUAUGACUACAACCAGCUGCCAACAUUAAAAGUUUCUGUGACUUAACCUUGUUGUUCAUUUGGGAACAGGGUCUCUUUAACUAAGGUUGUCUUUCAUGGUGAAGCAAGAUUUACCAAACAUAAGCCUUGCUCUUCUAACA
Octopus bimaculoides (California two-spot octopus) is the source of this 2656-nucleotide messenger RNA. RefSeq names its product cullin-2. The record is from RefSeq and is a predicted model, not a curated record. Gene Ontology annotation, cellular component: cullin-RING ubiquitin ligase complex. Lineage: Eukaryota; Metazoa; Mollusca; Cephalopoda; Octopoda; Octopodidae. Gene Ontology annotation, molecular function: ubiquitin protein ligase binding. Gene Ontology annotation, biological process: ubiquitin-dependent protein catabolic process.